This is a messenger RNA of Carassius carassius (crucian carp), 4028 nucleotides long. RefSeq names its product oxysterol binding protein-like 11 (gene osbpl11). Lineage: Eukaryota; Metazoa; Chordata; Actinopteri; Cypriniformes; Cyprinidae. Gene Ontology annotation, cellular component: cytosol; membrane; intracellular membrane-bounded organelle. Gene Ontology annotation, molecular function: sterol binding. The transcript is spliced from 8 exons. The record is from RefSeq and is a predicted model, not a curated record. Bases 356 to 1879 code for a protein of 507 amino acids.
CACUCAAAAUCGAAUUCUAGUAAGCUAUAUUGAUAUAAUGAAUAAAAAUAAAUAAAUAUGAAUAAAUUUAAUUAAAUCAUCCCGUUUGAGCUGUUUAAUUUAUGUUUUUAGACCACCUCGGUCACAUGAUGCGGGUCGCGAAUGACUUCACGCUCUGUGUCAUGACUCAUGGCUGCGCGAGACAUAAACAUGACAGUGGUUCUGUAAUUCAGAGCACUGAACUAGUGCGAUGAUUAAAGCAGCCGCCAUAAUCUAUCAUUUUGCGUUUAGGUCCGCCAUAUGAACUCAGCUGGUCGGUGUUUAGUGCGCCAGGUGAAGUGAUAGCUGUGCUGUAGAUCACAGGAAGGAUCCGAUCAUGCAGACUGAAGCCGUGCUGGAGCUUCACGGCGGAUCACAGAGUUCCUGUAGGACAGGCUCCAAAUCAUGGCAGUACAGAAUUCCUGUGGCGUUAGAGGCUGCUGUUGGCGUGUGGGCAUCGUGCUGGUGGGCCGGUGAUAUGAACACCCCUGAGCAAGGUUUUGUGUGCCCUGUAGGCCCUGCACUUGAGUGGCUGGAGCCAAAACUUCCAGACAUCCUGAAGAAUGGAGGGACGCUACCCAGCAUCACCAAAGAUGAUGGCAAAACAGAGGGAACCAUUCUGGAACCUUUAGAAAUGGACUCAUGUGAUAUCGCUGGAGAGCAGGAGGAGAUUGAUGCCACACAGGAGGUAGAGGAUUCAACUCCGGCCGAGGAGGAGGAUCUGGGUGCUGUCGAAGAGGAGCGCAGCGUCAUUCUGCACCUCCUCUCUCAGCUCAAACUGGGCAUGGACCUCACCAGGGUGGUCCUGCCUACCUUCAUUCUGGAGAAGCGCUCCUUGUUGGAAAUGUAUGCAGACUUUAUGUCCCAUCCAGACCUUUUUGUGGCCAUCACCGACGGCUCCAGCCCGAUAGACCGUAUGGUCCGAUUUGUGGAGUAUUACCUCACUUCCUUCCACGAAGGUCGCAAAGGUGCCAUUGCCAAGAAGCCCUACAACCCCAUCAUUGGAGAGACCUUCCACUGCUCUUGGAAAGUACCCAAAGCGACAAUGCCUCCGUCAGCAGUCCCAAAAGAAGGGACCUCGUGCGCAUCCGACUGCUACAAUGUCCGCUUUGUGGCUGAGCAGGUUUCCCAUCAUCCACCUGUGUCAGGCUUCUAUGCAGAAUGCCAGGAGAGACAGAUGUGUGUCAACACCCAUGUGUGGACCAAGAGCAAGUUCAUGGGCAUGUCCAUUGGCGUCUCUAUGAUUGGAGAAGGUAAUCUACACCUAUUGGAGCAUGGUGAGGAAUACACCUUCAGUCUGCCCUCUGCUUAUGCCCGCUCUAUCCUCACUGUACCCUGGGUGGAACUGGGAGGAAAGGUUAACGUCAACUGUGCCAAGACGGGCUACUCUGCAGUCAUCACCUUCCAGACAAAGCCGUUCUAUGGGGGCAAGCUACACAGAGUGAACGCAGAGGUCAAACACAACCCCACCAACUCCGUGGUGUGCCGAGUACAGGGUGAGUGGAACGGCGUGAUGGAGUUUACCUACACCAGCGGGGAGACACGUGUCGUAGACGUUACCAAACUCCCUGUCACCAGAAAACAAGUACGGCCCAAUGAGCUGCAAGGGCCCUACGAGUCUAGGCGACUGUGGCAGCAUGUGACGGAGUCUCUCAAGGAAAGAGAUAUGGAUAAAGCCACAGAACAUAAGCGCUUCCUGGAAGAAAGGCAAAGGAAAGAGGAAAGGCAUCGCGCAGAGACACAGACAGCAUGGAGGACCAAAUACUUUGAGCGCAAAGGUGAAGACUGGGUGUAUUACCAACCACUGUGGAAAACGGCGACCCAUAGUUCUUCCCCAGUGUCCCCUCCACAAAACCCAUGACCUCUGACCUUUUAAGACCUGAGUCUGGGAAUUGUACAGCCUCCUGCUGCAGUAUACCUCUGCUCCGGUGUUCCCUCUCUCACAGAUGAGGACAUACACUCUCCUUUGUAUGAUUCCUGAAACAUAACUUCAGUUUGAGUGUUUGAAACACACUUUGUGGACUUGCGGGAUUGCACUCUGUUGUUCAUAUUUUGCAUCGUUUGGUGGUAGGAUUUUUGUAGAGCUACACAGUGAAUAAUUUCUUCAAUCCGCACACAGAUAUUGUUUGUUGAUAUUGCCUUAACUAGUGUUGUAUGUAAAGAGGGCUGAGUACAGUGUGCCGGGGAUUUGUGUUUGAGGUGAACUGCUUAAUCUAACCAUACUGUGGUGUACUGUAUUUGACCACGGUACGGUCAAAGUUUUCUGAUUCCUUUCAAAUCAUUAUUUAUUUGAUAUCAAAUGAAAUGCAGGAUCAGGGGGAAGGUGGGUGGAGUUGAAAAGGACAGGCGCUAGUUGCGUUGAUAACUGGCAAGAUGUGAGUUGUUAUUGCUCAGCCAGAUGCAGUUGGAGUGUUGAUGAGAAAGAAACCGUUGGCUUGGCUUUCGUGUUAUGCAGUCUUUUUCUCAUUCUCGCUCUGGUAAAUGAAGCUUGCAGGCACUAUACACAAAAUCUGGGCCGGAUGGAAGUGUUUGGGUUCAGGCCUGCUCGUCUGUUUCUGCUUGAUGUUCAGUGAACAAUUAUGUUGGCUUUAGUUUCAGAGAGAUUUUAAAGGGAUAGUUCACCCCCCAAAAAAUUCUGUGAUCAUUUGCUCACCCUCAUGUCAUUUAAAAUCUGUAGGACGUUCUUUCUUCCAUGGAACACAGAUUUUCUUUUUUCUUAUUUUUUUUUCAUACAAUGAAAGUCAAUGGGGUCCAAAGGUUCUAAUGACAUGAGGGUGAAUAAAUGUGACCAAAUUGUCAAUUUUAGGUGAACUAUGCUUUUAAUGCGUAUGUUGAGCACUUUAACUGUUUAGACCUAGAAAAAAGCCAGCCUUCUAAAAUUCUCUAUAUGCAUAAUGUGUAAAUACAACCCGAUUAGACAGUAUUAUUGGAGAUACAGUAAGCUCUGUCAAAAGUUCUGACAGACACCAAUCUGAUCUGUCAAAGUGAUGCAGUUUAAUUUUAUGACUUCGGACUGCUACGUUCCACUUUGAUUCUACCUCGAUUGGCAUUGAUAACAUUGUUUUUUUAAAGGGAUAAUUACCCAAAAAUGAACGAUCUGACUCACCCUUAUGUUGUUCUUUGUAGUCCAUAUGACUUGUGCGCUACAUUAAAAGUCAUGUCAGAUUUCAGUCUUAAAUGUCAUUUGCUCUGUACAGUUCAAGAAUGGUGCAUUAGAUGCCUGUCAGACUAGAUUUCAGUCUUUUUUCAGUCCUGCUGAGGAAAAAAUAACAUCAGCCUGGUUUUUAAGUGGAUUCGCCACUUUUCAGCCGGUCAGAUUGGAAGACAAUUAUAUGGUUUCAGAAGACUUUGUUGUAUACAAGUUUUAUGGAGUCACAAUUCACUUUUCUUACAGUAGAGCAGCUUGGACAUUCUGCCUAACAUCUCCUAUAGUAUUUUACAGAAAAUAAGAAACUAUUAUGGGCUUUGGAAUGACAAGAGGGUGAGUAAAUGAAGCCAGAAGUUUAAUUUUUGAGCAAACUCCUUUAGGCGCAAUCAAGAUUCAUUGCUAAAGGUACAGGUUUUUAGUUAGCUGGUCAUGUCAGUAAUCGUUUUUUCUAAAAGUUUAAAACAUGUCAAAUUUGAGGUUUCAGAGUUUUUGUUUAAACGCUUCAUUGUUCACAGUUGGAGUGACGGUGGUGGCUGAAGUGUUGCAUCUCUCAUAUAAUCUCAGCUUCAGCCCUGGCAUUGGUUGUGCUGAGAAACUUGUGGUGCCUUAUUUGUGUUAGUCUUCCUCCCGUUCCACCUCACAGCCAUCAGCUUUCUCAUUAAAACAGAGUAAGACUGAAGCCACAGCCUUUGUACAGAUCUUCUUUCAUUUUCCUGUCAGCAAAAUACAGAAUUCCCAUGAAGCGUUUGGUACAUCAGCUGUGCUCUCCACUCAAAUCACCAACUGCACUGAUGUUUUAAAUACACUUCCUGUAGCCUCAGCAAAAAAUGAUUGAAAAAAUAAAAUUGUUAAUAUAAUGGAG